This is a messenger RNA of Phaeodactylum tricornutum CCAP 1055/1, 1589 nucleotides long. RefSeq lists its product with no specific name. Gene Ontology annotation, biological process: mitotic DNA replication checkpoint signaling; mitotic G2 DNA damage checkpoint signaling; DNA replication initiation. The record is from RefSeq and is a predicted model, not a curated record. The coding region runs from base 51 to 1589 and encodes 512 amino acids. The transcript is spliced from 2 exons. Lineage: Eukaryota; Bacillariophyta; Bacillariophyceae; Surirellales; Neidiaceae.
CUUCGUUACAGUUCGUUUCCGCUUGGUUCUCUUACUUGGAGCUCCGUUUCAUGUUUGCCGUCAGCGGGCAAUCCAGGAAGCGGCUCCGAUCCAACGUCGCUCCCGUGAAGAGUGAUCGUUCGUCGGGUCCGCUCAAGGGCGCGGUCAUCUGCUUGACGGGGAUCGAUCCCGAGGAGAAAGACCAAUAUCACGAAAUGAUCGUCGACUUGGGAGGUAUAUAUACACGAGACCUGGAUGUAUCGAAGAAUACUCAUUUGAUUGCGGUGGACCCGGUCGGCGCCAAGUAUGAAACGGCAAAGACGACAAGUUCCAUUCGGAUUGUACAACCGGCUUGGCUAGAAUCUUGUUUCGGCAAUAGAGCACUUAUCGACGAGCUAAAGUACAGCUUGGAUUUGCCGGUGAACAUGACGACGAAAGAGGUCGUUGUCUCUACGAGCGAUUCAUUGCCCGAGGCAUUGGAUCGGCUACUGUUGGGUUCGCUAAAUAAUUUUCCCAGCGACAUAUUUAUCGGCUCCCUGUUUUACCUUUUAGACUUUCAGGAACAUUCGGAGCUGCUUUUAAAAGUUGGUCGGAUUAUUCGGCGGGGUAUGGGAACUGUUUGUUGGGAGUUCAAUGAUUCCAUAUCACACGUGAUUGUGAACGACAGCUGCGACGACUCUUUUCGAGACGCAGCGCGCACCUUGACGGCGCAAAAUCGAGGCUCUCCUGUUUUCGUGUCGCCGUGGUGGAUUCUUGCGUCCUGGCGAAAUGGCUCCCAGUUAGCCAAGCCAUCGGAGUUUGAGCCGCGGUACGAAUCAAAACAGAAGAGCUCUACUCCGGUUACGUCAAAGGAAGCAUUAUCGGAAAUAAUAGACAGAAAGACCGCAUCCAUCUUUCGUGGUUGCGCUUUUGCACUGUUACGAGUUUCUCCUCCGCCUUGGGCUGUCGACUUUGAUUCAGACAAAUUGGAAUUGUCCAUUCAGCAGCACGGUGGACAGAUGCUGUCGCUGAAGUUGGUGGAGGCGAUCAAGACAGACCGAGCUAAGGGAAGCCAGCAGCGUCGAUGUUAUGUCAUUUGCUGGGGUGGCUUCGAUGAGACGCAUCUUUCGAUUCAUCCACUCCUGGCUCAAGUCAAACGUAACGACCUAUGUGAACUAGUUUUGGCAUCGCCAAUAUGGUUUCUUACGAGUAUCGCAGAGCAAAAGAUUGUCAGGGUGCAGCGCGAUACCAUUCUAUUCGCUCCACAAUUUUGGCCCAUGUGCCGGUUGAUAAAAGCCCCUGCGAAGACAAUCGAACACGACCAAGUUCUCCGGAUUUCUGUGACAGGAUUUAGCGGCUCGCAGCGCACUGGAUUGGUACAGUUGAUCAACCUUUCCGGGGCGACCUACGACGAUUCGAUGCGGACACAUACAACACAUUUGAUUUGCAGGGAACCUUCUGGUCCGAAGUAUGGUAAAGCUAUCGAGUGGAAAAUCCACGUUGUUACAGUAGAAUGGCUUUAUCAUGUGAUGCAGUACGGGUACAAUGGAGCUUCCAAAUCUGCGAAUGGAUGCGAGGAACGCUUUCGUUCGGCACCAGUGGUAGAUACUUCUUGUACAAAGGACGCGUAG